Molecule: messenger RNA, 2061 nt
Organism: Myotis daubentonii (Daubenton's bat)
Lineage: Eukaryota; Metazoa; Chordata; Mammalia; Chiroptera; Vespertilionidae
Gene: SQLE
Product: squalene epoxidase
Biological process (GO): cholesterol metabolic process; sterol biosynthetic process
Cellular component (GO): endoplasmic reticulum; membrane
Molecular function (GO): squalene monooxygenase activity; flavin adenine dinucleotide binding
Source: RefSeq, a predicted model, not a curated record
AUGUGGACCUUCCUCGGCCUUGCCACCUUCACGUACUUUUAUAAGAAAUGCGGGGACGUGGUCACUUGGGCCAACAAGGAGCUGCUGCUGUGCGUGCUGGUGUUCCUGUCGCUGGGCCUGGUGCUGUCCUACCGCUGCCGCGCCCGCGCCCGCGGCGGGGCCCUCCCGCGGCGCCAGCAGAAGGGCUCCCAGCUCGCCGUCUUCUCGGACCUCCUGGCGGCCCUGCCUUUCAUCGGCGUCUUCUGGGCCAAAUCCCCGCCGGGGACAGAAAAUAACGAGCAGCUCGGGUCCAGGAAGUGCAAAAAAGGAACCAAUAUUUCAGAAACCACCUUAAUAGGAGCAGCUGCCUCUACAUCGAUAUCUUCUCAAAAUGACCCGGAAGUUAUCAUUGUGGGGUCUGGUGUCCUUGGCUCUGCUUUGGCAGCAGUGCUCUCCAGAGAUGGAAGAAAGGUGACAGUAAUUGAGAGAGAUUUACAAGAGCCUGACAGGAUAGUUGGAGAAUUUCUGCAGCCAGGUGGUUAUCAUGUCCUUAAAGACCUUGGUCUUGAAGAUACAGUGGAAGGUAUUGAUGCCCACGUUAUACAUGGCUACAUAAUUCAUGAUCGGGAAAGCAAAUCAGAUGUUCAGAUUCCUUACCCUCUGCUAGAAGACAAUCAAGUGCAGAGUGGAAGAGCUUUCCAUCAUGGAAGAUUCAUCAUGAGUCUCCGGAAGGCAGCUAUGGCAGAGCCCAAUACGAAGUUUAUUGAGGGCGUUGCGCUCCAGUUAUUAGAAGAAGAAGAUGCUGUGGUUGGAGUUCAGUACAGGGAUAAAGAAACCGGAGACAUCAAGGAACUCCAUGCUCCAUUGACUGUUGUUGCAGAUGGACUAUUUUCCAAGUUUAGGAAAAACCUGAUCUCGAGUAAAGUUUCCGUUUCAUCUCAUUUUGUUGGCUUUCUUAUGGAGAAUGCACCACAAUUUAAAGCAAAUCAUGCUGAACUUCUUUUACUUAAUCCAAGCCCAGUUCUCAUCUACCAGAUUUCAUCUCAUGAAACUCGAGUACUUGUUGACGUUCAAGGAGAAUUGCCAAGGAAUUUAAGAGAAUACAUGGUUGAAAAAAUUUACCCACAAUUACCUGAUCACUUGAAAGAACCAUUCUUAGAAGCCACGCAGAAUUCUCGUUUGAGGUCUAUGCCAGCAAGCUUCCUUCCUCCUUCACCAGUAAACAAACGAGGUGUUCUUCUUUUGGGAGAUGCAUAUAAUAUAAGGCAUCCUCUCACCGGAGGAGGAAUGAGUGUUGUUUUUAAAGAUAUAAAACUGUGGAGGAAAUUGCUAAAGGGUAUCCCUGAUCUUUAUGAUGAUGCAGCUAUUUUCCAGGCCAAAAAAUCAUUCUAUUGGUCAAGAAAAAGGUCUCAUUCCUUUGUUGUGAAUAUCCUUGCUCAGGCACUUUAUGAAUUAUUUUCUGCAAAAGAUGAUUCCCUACAUCAGCUAAGAAAAGCCUGUUUUUUAUAUUUCAAACUUGGUGGAGAGUGUGUUGCUGGUCCUGUUGGGCUGCUUUCUGUGCUCUCUCCUAAUCCUCUAAGUUUAAUUGGACACUUCUUUGCUGUUGCCAUCUAUGCCACAUAUUUUUGCUUUAAAUCAGAACCUUGGAUUACGAAACCCCGAGCCAUUUUCAGUAGUGGUGCUGUAUUUUACAAAGCAUGUACUGUGAUAUUCCCUCUGAUUUACUCAGAAAUGAAGUACUUGGUUCUUUAAAGAGAGGGACCGUUUGUGAAUGAAUAUUUGGAACUCACCAAGUCCUAAGUGACUUUCGGAAGAGGAUUUAUGCAGUAUGGUACUUACUAUACCACUUCUUGGAAACUCUUGGACCAAGACUGGAAUUAAUUUGUUUUUGAAGUUAUUUGUAUAUAAACAUGUAAAUAUAUACUUUAAUUUUCAAUUUAAAAUGAAGGGUCAAAUAAGAUAGUUCGAAAGAAAUGAUUGUUACCAUAAAUUAGUGCUAAUACUGAGAAGUUUUUCUUUUGAAUUCAGUAUUUGGAAUGAGUUACUGAGGGACAUACAAAUAAAAUGAAGAAUGCACCCUCA